AUGGAUAAGCUUAGGAGUUUAAAGAGGAAGUAUAUGGGUAAAGAGAAGCCUUCUUUCACCAAACCUCAUGAUCAGAAGUCUUAUAGAUUGUGCAAAUAUAUCUGGGGCCCUGAUAGCAUGGGUCUUGACUCUGCCAUUAAGUCCAACGGUGUAUCGAAAAAGAAGAAGAACUCUGUUAGGCAAGAACUCUCUUUUGCUUCUUCUCCCAAUGGUAAAGCUGUUGUUGAUGGAGGAGAUGUGGAGGAGAAAUAUGAUUGGUUUGAGAAGUCGUUUCUUGUUAGAGUGAUUACGGGUUUUGGUGUUGAUGAGCAUUAUGUGAAGCAGAGAUGGGGCUAG
This is a messenger RNA of Eruca vesicaria subsp. sativa (arugula), 336 nucleotides long. The record is from the annotation of a GenBank genome assembly. Lineage: Eukaryota; Viridiplantae; Streptophyta; Magnoliopsida; Brassicales; Brassicaceae.